AUGGCAUCUGAACCAAAGAACGUUGCCGAAAGGCCUAAAGCUGUCCAUACACAUGAAGCCCAUCCCACUAUAUCCUGUGGCAAAGCUGGAAGGCUUCCUGACCCUCCUGUCAGUAAAGGCUACUUCACGUUGCCCAACGGCUGUCCCGUGGAACAUCCCCUUCUGGCUGAAAGAGCCGACAAACAAAUUGAGAGUACCCGUUACGGGUCUCAGUUGAUACAAGACCUGAACACCGUUGAGCAAAUUGCUCACAUCAGCCGCGAACGGAUCCCGGAACGGUGCGUUACUUCCGCUUUCCAGGUUACUGUUACAGACCUCAACGUAUUAAUCUCACGUGAUGAUAUGGAGAGUCGAGGCAGAAACUAUUGGAUGAAGGAAAUGCAGGAAGGAACAGGGAUCGAAUUGGCCGAACCAGCGGAUAUGUCACGUGAUCCUUCAUCAGAUCCGAACAUAGCAACAGGUAUGAUCGGAUAUGAUGACAAUCAUACCCAGCAUAACAGAGGGACAUGA
This is a messenger RNA of Aspergillus chevalieri, 510 nucleotides long. RefSeq lists its product as uncharacterized. Bases 1 to 510 code for a protein of 169 amino acids. Gene Ontology annotation, molecular function: heme binding; catalase activity. The record is from RefSeq and is a predicted model, not a curated record. NCBI's taxonomy places the organism in Eukaryota, Fungi, Ascomycota, Eurotiomycetes, Eurotiales, Aspergillaceae. The transcript has 4 exons.